This is a messenger RNA of Serpula lacrymans var. lacrymans S7.9, 552 nucleotides long. RefSeq lists its product as uncharacterized. The record is from RefSeq and is a predicted model, not a curated record. Lineage: Eukaryota; Fungi; Basidiomycota; Agaricomycetes; Boletales; Serpulaceae. The transcript has 4 exons. Bases 1 to 552 code for a protein of 183 amino acids.
AUGGGAAGUGCGACAUCUAAAGCAGCCCGCAAGUUACCUAGGGAGAAACCCAGCUGGGCAGGUGCUAGAGCAUCCGACGUUGGUACUAAUGCCGCACGGCCAGUAGCAAGUGAGGUAAAGAAUGAAGCCAUCGACAAAGACUCGAGGGAUCCCCAUUUUAUGUCAAAUCUCCAGCGUCUAGGUCCCGUACCCGUUGAUCAUCAUAUGCAGACCAUCCGAACGGCAGAUCAUUUCAAACACAUGUACCAGACCCGUGCUCAAUCGGAGGCAGAGGCGUCGUCGUCGAACAGCGUACAAAAUCGAAUGCUGGGAUCGACGUUGAGCGACUUGCUUGAUGCGCGUACUGCAGCAUCAUCUCAAAAGGAGUUGGACGCUCUUGCAGACAAGUACAAUAUCGACAUGGAAAAGUUUACAGAGCUUUCUCGGUAUGUCAAUUCACCCAGUAUUGACGAGGACACGAUCGUCGUCAGUACUGACGGAGAUGGUGAGGAGGUUAGGUCCAUGACUGCCAUAUGGCGUGGGCCAAACUUCGGGGACACGAGACAUCGUUGA